Messenger RNA from Penicillium maclennaniae, 549 nucleotides. RefSeq lists its product as uncharacterized. The transcript has a single exon. The coding region runs from base 1 to 549 and encodes 182 amino acids. NCBI's taxonomy places the organism in Eukaryota, Fungi, Ascomycota, Eurotiomycetes, Eurotiales, Aspergillaceae. The record is from RefSeq and is a predicted model, not a curated record.
AUGGUGAAAGACAUCGACCCCCGUGCGAAGUCUGAAGUCGCGCGACCGACGCGAGCGGCGCACUGCACCGACCGAGAACCUCCUCGCAGAAGAGGUGAUGAUAAUGAUGACGACCAGGAGCACGCCGAAGAGCAGGAGUUGCCUGAGUUGCCGACUCCAUCCCGGAACCCAUUGAGACGCCGCGACACGAUCAGCUUCGAGGUCGAUGACCCAGAGGCUGAGGACCUCGUCCGCCGGGAGUACUACUCCAAAAAUCAGUUCCGGAAGAAGGUCCAAGAGGAUGUUGAUAGCCUAUGGGAACAGCUGGUCCAGCGUGAGGCCCGUUGGACUCAACGUGACCUGCAGACUUCCGGAGAUGCACGUCUGGUUCAGCUUCUGCGGACUGAUAUCGGGCAGCUCAAAGCCACUAUCGUUGACCUAACCCAGGAGCGAGAUGAGGCUACUGCCCACCGGAAUCUUGCAGUUAAUGAACGGAACGACCUUGCUUUCCAGAUCCUUCGAUCCUUGGCACCGACCCCUCAGAAUACUUCUAACCGUCAAGAUCCCUAA